AUGUUUCAGGGAGGUCCGUUCACAGAAGGAUCGGUUCAGGGAAGAGUUGUGUCACGAAAAAAUAAGAAGUUAUUAUUGACAUUUAUAGAUGAAAUAUAUGCUUUCAACAAACUACUAUCCGUUCCAAAUGGUCAGACCGCUGGUUGCUUUUUGAAUAACUUGGAACGGAUAGGAGAUGAUACUCCUGUUGUCUUCCCCAUUCAAACCGCAACUGACCUGAAAAAGAAAGAAAUAUUUAUUGAGCUGAAAGACGGUGUUUAUUUUUUAAAACCAUUCUUUGAAAUCGGCGAUUGUCCUGAAUUUAUUCGCGAAAAUGCAGACAAAAAGAUAUUUUUAAUAUCAUCUGGCACAAUGGGUGAACUCAUCGUACCGCAAAUUGCGGAAUGGCCACAAAUUCAUGGUAUUUAUAUAUUUUGCGGUAACAUUGCAUAUCAUGUAGAGUGGGCUUUGGACUACUCCGAAUAUAUAACGUCAUUCUCAGAUCAUCAAGAUGAUUUACUCCUACGAUUAACAAGGGACAUUGCCAUGUACUUGGAGAAAAAAGGGGAUGAUUACCUAGACCUAAUGGAAACUGCUAAAUCAAGAAGUUGCUACGCAUGGGCAAUUAAAUUAAUUCUUCGCAUGCGUCAAGUGAAUAACAGACUUUACAGAGAUAUACAUGAUAGAGUUAUGGCAAAGUUUCAAUCAGCAGAAAUCGCUUCCGAAUGCACGGAAGAACAAGAUGAAAUGAACAAUAGGAAGAACGAAAUACCAAGCCAAUCGACUAAUCGACAUACGAUGGCUGAAUCUCCUUCGUUAACGCCAAAAUUAAUAACGGGAAAAUCCACUAUUGAUGACAAUGACCAAAUAUCAAGAUUAUUCAACGAUGUACAGGAUUUUACUGCUGUAUACUUUCAUGCUGCCCAUGAAGAAAAUAAUCAAACUCACAAUACUUUAAAAAGUAUUUUCAAUCAUUUGAAACUGUCUGUUUCACUCUGCGAGUGUAUUCAUUAUAUGUACUCACGUAAAACAAGUAAUAUUUUUUUUAUUGUAUCAAGUUCAUUAAGCAAGUUAAUUAUUCCGCUACUAGAUGAACUAUCACAGAUUAAGAUAAUUUACGUUAUAUGUGAAGAUAAAAUUGAAGAGGAUGAUUGGAUAAAACCAGAGUAUUUAAAAAUCCAUAAUAAAAUUAUUAUUAAUAAAAAUUUACUUUUUGAACAAUUAAGAAAAGAUAUUUCCGAACACAUGCGUUCAAUAGAUAGAGCCGCACCGCUACCAUUAAGUCAGUUUAGAUACACUGAAAAAACUCGUGCAAUACAAGAUUUAAGUAAAGAAUCAGUUAUCUUUAUUCAUUUUCAAUUAUUAAUUGAAAUGUUACUUCGUAUGCCGCCAUCAUCUAGGGCAAAAAAGACUUUUUUAGAUGUAUGUCGUCGGUAUUAUUCAAAUGAUGAAGUAGAACUGAGAAACAUUUCACACUUUGAGGGUACAUAUAAGUCAGAUCAAGCAGUUUUAUGGUAUACCCGUUCUUGUUUUGUUCGUUUAAUGAAUCAAGCGUUACGUACGCGAGAUCCUGAUUAUUUGUAUAUGUUUCGUUCUUUUAUUAUUGAAUUACAUAAUCAAUUAACCGAAUUAUAUAAUAGUCGCCCUCAACUGCCACUAUCACCCAUCUAUAGAGGCAAUGUUCUACCAUCUAGCGUGAUUCAAAAUUUGAAAGAAAAUAUUAAAGGACUUGUAUCGAUGGACACAUUCUUAUCAGCAACUACAAAUCAACAAAUCAGUGAUAUUUUUUGUGGAAAAGGUGAUUCGAUUAGUCCAGAUUGUGAGCGUGUAUCUUUCAAAUUCAAUAUUAAUCCUAGUAUCAAAAGUAAACCUUAUGCUUCAAUUGCAAAACAUAGUGCUGUGGAACAUGAAGAUGAAAUAUUAUUUUCAAUUGGUCCCGUUUUUCGAAUAAAGUCCUUUAAUGAAGACAGACAAAAUGAAAUUUUGAAUUUCGAAUUAGACUUAACCGAAGAAAAAAAUCAACGUUCUGUUGAAUUAACAGAUUAUUUAAAAAAGCGCAUUGGUGAAACACCAACACUCUUAACACUAGGAGAUUUUUUAUGCGAAAUUGAAGAAAUACCAAAAGACGAUGAGCGUAGAGCGAUGAUUUAUAAUAGUUUGGGAUGUCUUAUGUAUGAAAUGAAAAAUAUUGGAGCUGCACAAAACUAUUUCGAACAAGCAAUUGAAAUAAUGAAUAUCAUCAACAGUAAUUACCAAUUAAUUAUUUUAACUAGAUGCAAUUAUGAAAUGGCUUAUUUCGAUAGCCCUCUACAUCCAGCUACAUCACACGCAGAAGCAAUUGAAUUGCUAACACAAGCCACAUCAGCCAAAUACUUCGAGUCACAAAUCUUAAAUAAUAUAGGUCGUCUUUAUUAUAAAAAAUUUGAUUAUCCUAAUGCGAUGGAGAAAUUCAAUCAAGCACUUGAUCUUCUAAACGAAUUGAAAGUGCGUUAUCCACCUGAUUAA
Molecule: messenger RNA, 2484 nt
Organism: Didymodactylos carnosus
Lineage: Eukaryota; Metazoa; Rotifera; Eurotatoria; Philodinida; Philodinidae
Source: the annotation of a GenBank genome assembly